Molecule: messenger RNA, 1884 nt
Organism: Pseudozyma flocculosa PF-1
Lineage: Eukaryota; Fungi; Basidiomycota; Ustilaginomycetes; Ustilaginales; Ustilaginaceae
Exons: 2
Coding region: 1-1884 (627 amino acids)
Cellular component (GO): nucleus
Source: RefSeq, a predicted model, not a curated record
AUGGACUUCUUGAAGAUGCCAGCUCCCAUCCCGAUCAAUCGCAAUACGUCCCAGCUGGACUCGUUCGGGUCCCAGCGCCCCGGCGGCCUCACCCCCAAGCAGGCUAGCUUCCUCGGCGGCGCGAGCUACAAGGAGCCGAUGGCUCUUUCGUUUGGCAAGGAUGUCUCGGAGAUCAUGGACUACUCCAUCUCUCGCUUCUCGACCUCGACCGAGUCCGACAUCACGGUGGCGCCAUCGUCGACCCGCCUCGAGUCGACCUUCUGCCGCAACUUUACCUGCUGUGGCCAGAAGCUCGACGACCUCCACGACCUGCUGCAGCACUAUGAAGAGUGCCACGUCAAGUUCGAGGACGACGAGAUGCCCGCCAUGAUCACCGACGACGACGUCGACUCGUCGGCCUCUUCGUCCGAGACGGCCUCGCAGCCCCCCAGCCCGCGCACCACGACCGCCUCGACUUCGGGCGCGGCCGCGUCGACGUCGACCCACCCCACCACCGCCGUCAACGCCGGCGCCGGAUCCUCGUCGCAGACCAAGGCCAAGCCCCCCAUGCAGAGCACCGACUCGUUCGAGACCACGUCGGCCUUUGACACGGCGGUCAUGAGGUCGCCAUCGCUGUCCAAGGGCAAGAAGCGCUCGUUUGGCCAGUACGCCAACAACGCCGGCGGAUCCAGCAGCGCCAUCCACCAGUCGCUUCGACGCGCCCUCAUCGACGGUGGCGUCGGCCGCCGCACGCCCGGUCAGCCCCAGAUCUACGCCCCCAACUCGCCCUUCUCCACGCCCGGCAGCUCGAUCCCCGGCACCCCCUCGUGUGACUCCGAGAACGGCGACUUUUUCGGCAAUGGCGUCAACCCGUCGGCCUUUUCGGCGCUCUCGAUCCGUGGCAACGCGUCCGACGAGCACCACCUGCCGUCCUGCGCGCCGCCCAACCUCUUCUUCCCGGCUUCGGGUACGUCGACGGCCGCCGGACAGCCUCCGGCCAAGCGCGAGCGGACCAGCUCGGCCAACACGUCGUCGGCCGCCAUCAACAUCGAGAACGCACUCAAGGCCAACUCGUCGAGCGUCGACAAGCCAUACAAGUGCCCGGCGCCCGGCUGUGACAAGGCGUACAAGCAGAUGAACGGACUCAAGUACCACCGCCUCCACGGCCACUGCAACCAGAACAACCUGCCGAUCCAGACGCAGGCCGCCCAGGCUGCGGGUCAGCUGCCUCCCGCGGUUGCCGUCAGCGCGGGCCUGGGCGCUAACGGAAGCCAGCCUGCGACUCCCGCCCCGUCUGCGGCUGCUUCGCCGGUCAACUCCAAGGCCGCCGCGUCGCCCCUCAACCCUGCGGCCGGCAGCUCGGCAUCGCCGCCUUCUGGCGCCAACUCGACCAUCGACGACGCCGGAUCCCUGGCCAACAUUACCACGCCGCCCAGCACGCCGCCCUCGCCCUCGGCGGGUGGCGCGACUCAGAGCAAGGCUGCCUCGCCCCAGCCCUCGAGCCCGGCCUCCAAUGCGGCGCCGAGCUCCGGCGGCAUCCCGCUGUCCGACCGCCUCUACAUCUGCCAGGUCGGGGCCUGCGGCAAGCGCUAUAAGAACCUCAACGGGCUGCGCUACCACUACCUCCACUCCGGACAGCACGGCCUGCUCGGCAUGCAGCUGCUCCAGUCGGGCGGUGGAUCGAGCGCCAAGGUUGACGCCAGCGGUCGGGCUCCCGUCAGCACCAGCACUCUGAGCAGCGAGGAGAUCGCCGCUGCGGCCCAGGCUGCCCAGGCCGCGCAGGAGCAGAUGCAGGCUGCCGCCGCCAAGUCGGCCGCCGCCACCGCCGCGUCUGCUGCUGCUGCUGCCGCUGCCGCCGCCGCCGCCGCCGCAAGCAACAACACCGGGGCCAACGGCCAGGCCUAG